AUGUAUAAAAUAAAACCCACAAUGUCCGGGAGAAUAGCAUCAUAUUCUUUGGUUGGAUUAGGAUUCAUUUCAAUGGAUUACAUUACAUCAUUCAUUGAUAAUUCAUACAGACGCAAGUAUUCAGACCAAUUUUAAUAAAUAUAAGAUGAAUACGAUGUAAAAAAUUACAUAAUAAGAUAUCUGAUCCAUUCAAAAUCAAUUAUUUUAGAAAUUUUACAUAUGGAUUUAUGUCAACUAAUUUCAAUUCUAUAUUGCAUGUGAAAUUAAAUCAAUUUUUAGGACAGAGACAAUACUCCCCCAAAUUUAAACUAGUACUACAUUUUAUAUACAAGGUUAUUAGUCCUCUAGCCCCAAUUCCUUAUUAUCUAUUUGCUGGUUUCUUAGAAAAUAAACCAAUGGAUAUUAUCUUCUCAAAUUUAUUGAAUGAUUUGAAGAUUUUAAUACCUUUUAGGAUAAUUCUGGAUUAUUUAAGAAUAAAUAACUUUUUUUUCUAAAAGUAAAUAUAAAUUUAAUCUCUUUAGACCAUAGCCUGGAAGUUCUUUGGUUCCAAAUAAGGCUCUAUUUGUUUGUUUUGUGACAGCAAAGAUAAUGAACUCAUCUUUAUUAAUAUGUAUGUAUGAUAAGAAAAUCAUAUUUUGA
This is a messenger RNA of Paramecium octaurelia, 639 nucleotides long. Lineage: Eukaryota; Ciliophora; Oligohymenophorea; Peniculida; Parameciidae. The record is from the annotation of a GenBank genome assembly.